Chelmon rostratus (copperband butterflyfish) is the source of this 3103-nucleotide messenger RNA. RefSeq names its product vestigial-like family member 4a (gene vgll4a). Bases 226 to 1011 code for a protein of 261 amino acids. Gene Ontology annotation, molecular function: transcription coactivator binding. The record is from RefSeq and is a predicted model, not a curated record. Gene Ontology annotation, biological process: negative regulation of DNA-templated transcription. NCBI's taxonomy places the organism in Eukaryota, Metazoa, Chordata, Actinopteri, Chaetodontiformes, Chaetodontidae. The transcript has 6 exons.
AAGUGCGUGAAUACUGUGAAAAGGCAAGCUGUGCUAGCCAUGGUGGUGUUGUGCCCUUAAAGCUAAUUUUGUCGAUGGAGUGAGUAACUGUUAACGUUACGCUUCUUUGGAAUUUUGUUGUUGGACUUAAACCCAGUGAACGUAACCCAGGUGAUACAUUUUCUUCGUUACUUUCGCUGGUACAUCUUGCUAACAUCGAUGUUAGCAACUAGCUUGUUCGUGUAAAUGCUGUUCACUAGAAUGGACCUGUUGAACUCUCAGUUCCUGGACAAAAUGAACAACAACAUCGGGAGACUGCACUAUGAAGAUGAGUCCAGGACACCCUCCCUGCCCGCUGCUAUCGCCAACAUAAGUGGGCCUCCUCCACACUGCCCAAGCAAACGGAAGUACGGCGAAGAACAAAUGGACGACCGAAUCAACUGUGAUGAUGACCACAUGACCAAAAUGAGCAGAUUGUUUGCCACUCAGCUGGCCCGUCCCUCUGCUGGAGACAACCGUAAUGAGCACUGGAGCCACAGCCACACUCCUGUGGAGCAAAUUACUUUCUCCUCGAACGGUCUCCAUGGGAACCACCUGUAUGCUUCCAUUUCUGGCUAUGCUGUAGACCAGCCUCUGGCUCUGACCAAAAGCAGCCACGACAUUGGAGUCGGGGGGAGAGAGAGGUCUGUCAUGAGUGGGACUGUAGAGCGUCAGCAGAAUCGGCCCUCUGUUAUUACCUGUGCCCCAGCGAGCAACCGCAAUUGUAACCUCUCGCACUGCCACAUGAAUGGCUGCUCACCCAGUCCACCUGCAGAUCAGAAGAAGACCAAUGCUAACACAGUAAGCGAUCCUGUCAUUGAGGAGCACUUCCGUCGCAGCCUCGGAAGAAACUACAAAGAAGCAGAGCCUGUGUCCAACUCGGUGUCCAUCACAGGUUCAGUGGAUGACCACUUUGCCAAGGCGCUGGGAGAUGCUUGGCUCCAAAUCAAGGCCAAGGGCGGGGGUCAUCAAACUCCAGAGGCAGAUCCAUGAAACAGAGGGGGGUAAACAUUACAAUCACUUCCUCGUUGUUUGCAAAUGAGAGUGGAUAUCGCCCACUGUCAUUUCUUGCCAAGCAUCAACUUCCCUUAGCAAAGAACAAUGUAAGACAUAAUGGUGCUCACAUACACUGUUACCUUGUGAACCUCAAGGUCAAACUUGUACUCUAAAAUUGGCAAAAUCUCUCUUUUCAAGAAGAGAAAAUAAAUAGUUGGGCUGACAAUGUUAGCUGUACAAUCAUAGAUUUGAUUUUGCAUUGAUGAUGAGAUUCACAAAGUGGUCGGCUGUUAGGAGCUCAUGUUCUGUUUUACCUGCCUCUCACUUACCUUGAUAGCCAAAGAAAUUCUCUUGCCUUUCCCAUCAACAUAUAAGCCAUAGAUCUGGUCUUUAUCGUUUUCACUCUAAAACCACACUGCUUUUAAUCUAUAUUACUUGAAAAAGACAGCCAGGUCUCAUUUGCGCUAUUACAUUUCUGGCCAUUUAGCUAGCAGUUACCUGUUUGGGUUGGAGAAUGUGCCUUUGCGUAUUGAAAUGGUGGUAAUGCAAUUAAGGCUCUGGUCCCCCCCUCCUUAUAAGGACACAAGACUAGUUUGUCUUCUUUAUGAUCCUGAACUGGACUUAUCCACUGUUAACUGAAUAAUUUGAGUUUCCUGUCUAUAGGCUCACUGUGGCUGAUUACUUAGUAAACUAAUAUCAAUCAUAGUAGUUGUGUCUAGCUAGAAAGCAUGUUUCAAAUAGCUGGUUUCUAUUACAAACCUUAUUCUAUACUAUAUAUUUACUCAGAAUUUAUUUUUUAUCUGUAACGUUUUAGAAAUACUCACUGCUGGUACAGUUGUACUCAAUAUAUUUUUUGUAUCUGGUUUUCAUUACUAUAUGUAGGUGUAUAUCUUAGCAUCCAUCUACAAAUCAGCCUCUGGCAAGGUUGUCUGAAUGCAGUUUAAAAGGCUAUACUGCUUUGUUAUUCUGUGGAGCUGGAUGCUAGAGCUUUAUACAUGACUGAAUACAGCUAAAUCGGACCUUCUAUAGCACAGUCUAUUAGCAGCGGCUUUAUUUAUUCUGAUCAUGUCGAUUGUUUCAUGUUGACUUUUGGUAAAAACCUAGUGACAACAGAGUUCUAACUUUGAUUUGUUUCUUUCUAACGAGAAUAGAGAAUAGUCUCCAUUCCUUCGAUGACAAAGCAGUUGAUUUCCCUUAAAACUAAGAUUUUAAUGCACAUGCAGUAAGUAUGGGUGGGCACAGCUGGAAUGACAAGUAUGUUUUGUCUGUUUUUAGUCAAGGCCAAAUCAUGGUGUGAGCUGCAAAAAACUUCCUUUAUUAUGGAGAAAAGGUGUAAGUGAUCUGUGCAGCUGAGUUUAGUUUUAAAUUAAUUUCUCACCCUUCUGAAAUUCUCUAGUCAUAGUAGCAUAACCUAUUUGUCAACACUGAUUAAGAUACGAUAUUGCAAAUUAAGAUUUUUUUGUAUGUCAAUUAACUGUCUGUGAAAACAUAUACAUUUGUAUUAAUAUCCUACAGUUUUUAAAUUGCUACAUACACUAUCCUGUCUUUAUAUUUUAUUUUACUCAUAUAAGACUAUCAUUGCGCCGCGCGGAAUGAUCAUAGAUAUUUUGCCUCUAUUCAGAGUAGUGUACUCAUAUGUAGCAUGGAUACUCAUUAUCUUCUAACCAUGCUGUUUUAUCUUUCUAAAAGUUGAUUAUUUUCCCACAGUUGUCAGAUGUUGAAAAAGUGCAGGAACACAAACGGUCUUUCGUUCAGAGACUCUCUUGGUGCAGUGUCAGAAAGACUUCUGUACUAACAGUUUAAUGAGUUUGUUUAGCUUUUUGUGUGUACCUUAGUGGAAUUUAGGGAUUAUCAUGGAGUCUGCUUGUUUGACACAAGUAGAUUUUUCAGUAAUAUGUUUGGGGUAUUAGUCCAUUGUUAUUUAAUUGCUACAUUUAGACUACCUGUAUGUCUAAGACUGUUUGCAGAAAGGACCUGCUGCAGGUGUCAUCCACGUAGAAAAAACACUUGUUCACUUUUAUCCUUAUUUCUCUGGAAGAAAAUGCCACUGUUUUGUACUUAAUUUCUUCCAAAUAAACAUACAAAUGCC